This is a messenger RNA of Tachysurus fulvidraco (yellow catfish), 1354 nucleotides long. RefSeq names its product involucrin-like. The coding region runs from base 22 to 399 and encodes 125 amino acids. The record is from RefSeq and is a predicted model, not a curated record. Lineage: Eukaryota; Metazoa; Chordata; Actinopteri; Siluriformes; Bagridae. The transcript is spliced from 2 exons.
ACGGGCACUACAGAGGGGGAGAUGGAGCAAACGGGCACUACAGAGGGGGAGAUGGAGCAGACGGGCACUACAGAGGGGGAAAUGGAGCAGACGGGCACUAGAGAGGGGGAGAUGGAGCAGACGGGCACUACAGAGGGGGAGAUGGAGCAGACGGGCACUACAGAGGGGGAGAUGGAGCAGACGAGCACUACAGAGGGGGAGAUGGAGCAGACGGGCACUACAGAGGGGGAGAUGGAGCAGACGGGCACUACAGAGGGGGAGAUGGAGCAGACGGGCACUACAGAGGGGGAGAUGGAGCAGACGGGCACUACAGAGGGGGAGAUGGAGCAGACGGGCACUACAGAGGGGAGGAUGGAGCAGAUGAGUACCUCGGAGGGUCAAGAGCUUUAUGCAGGUUAGGGCUGCAUGAUAUAUAUUUUCAGCAUCAACAAUGCAAUGUAUGCAUGUGAAAGUUACAUUGCAGGACGCAUGAUGUCAAGUAGGGAAAUUAACUCAAACAUGUCACGCUAAAACAUUUUUGCUGCUUGAUACUAAAGUAAAACUUUCAAGUUUCUAAUUUCCAUGAUUAAUCUACAUGAAAAGUCCAUCUGAUAUUAUAUUAUUAGACAGAUGAUAGAUCUAUCUGUACUAGGGCUGUUGGAACAAAUUUCUUGAGUCACACACUUAAAUGUCAGGGUAGGGCCGCAUGAUAUUUGAAAAAAAUUAAAAUGUAAAAAUUUUGUUUUUCUGCACCAUAUAUUAUGAUAGAAAUUCACCAAAAAAAAAAUCACCAGAUAACUUGAGUAGCUCUAUUUGGAAAGAAUUAACCAUUCAAGGAUGAUUGGGUGAUUUUGUAGGUGGGUGAAUACACAUUGAAAAUAAUGAACAAAUCGCAAGUAUAAAUAAAUACAAUAGAACAAAGAUACAAAUGAAAUAAAUAGUGCUUUUAUAUAUUUUCAGGUAAAUCUAACAGGAACAGAAAUUUAAUAGUCAAAUGUAAAAUAACACUGCAUAUUCUUAACUGUAUAAAUUAAAUAUAAUUAAUUUGUGUUAAAACUGCAAAAGUGAUUUUUCCUCUUUGUUUUUUAUUGUUUGAUUAACAUUCAUGAUACAGAAAGCAUCACGAAUAUAGGCUACGGUCACUUUAAGACGAUGCGCGGAUCCAAAAUACUGUUACACAACCAGUUUUCUUUCUCAAUUGUAACAGCAUUCUGUGUUCAGGUCUGAAAGUAUGAAAGUAUCCAACUGUAAAAAUACCACCCCUCCCAUCAGGCCUCACAAAUUAAGCAUACAUUUGAUUUUGGUCAUUUUCUGUGCGUACUAUAUGUAUAGUUAUUUCUAAAAGCCAUGCAAACUCAUGGCACCAAUUGAAACA